This is a messenger RNA of Dromiciops gliroides (monito del monte), 2179 nucleotides long. RefSeq names its product serpin family B member 12 (gene SERPINB12). Gene Ontology annotation, molecular function: serine-type endopeptidase inhibitor activity. The record is from RefSeq and is a predicted model, not a curated record. NCBI's taxonomy places the organism in Eukaryota, Metazoa, Chordata, Mammalia, Microbiotheria, Microbiotheriidae. Gene Ontology annotation, biological process: negative regulation of endopeptidase activity. The transcript has 7 exons. Bases 16 to 1281 code for a protein of 421 amino acids.
ACCCUCAGCUUCACAAUGGACUCCCUCGUGACAGCCAAUACCAAGUUUUGCUUGGACCUUUUCCAAGAGCUAAGUAAAAGUGACGAACCGGCAAACAUCUUCAUCUGUCCUCUGAGCAUUUCAGUUGCCUUUGGCAUGAUCAGCCUAGGGGCUAAAAGUUCUACUGCAGAUCAGAUCAAUGAAGUGCUACACUUCAAUGAAGUUUCACAAAGAGAAAGCACAGAGACUGACAUUUCUUCAAAAGGGUCAAGUAAAGAAACCCAAGGGGACCAGCAAGAGAUGUCAAAACUUCCAAAUCAACAGAAUACAAAGUCCUUGAGUGAUGGCUGUCGAGAUUCUGACUCCUGCUUUGGGAAGCUGCUCAAGAAGUUGGACAGGAUAAAAUCUGAUUAUACUCUGAGUAUGGCCAAUAGGCUGUAUGGAGAGCAGGAAUUUCCAAUCUGUGCUGCAUAUUCAGAUAAGGUGACGGAAUUCUACCAUACAACCAUAGAGAGCGUGGAUUUCCGAAAAGACUCAGAAAAAUCCAGACAACAGAUUAAUUUCUGGGUUGAAUGUCAAACUCAAGGUAAAAUCAAGGACCUGUUUGAGAAAGACAACAUCACUGAUUCUACAGUUCUGGUGCUGGUGAAUGCUGUCUACUUCAAGGCCAAAUGGGAAAAAAGUUUUGACCAUGAAAAAACAGAAGAUUCACCUUUCUGGAUAAAUAAGAAUGAGCAGAAAAAUGUGAAGAUGAUGAGGCAGCAGAAUACAUUUAGACUUGGUUACAUAGAGGAAUUAAAGACACAGAUUCUUGAGAUGACCUACAUCAAGGGAAAACUCAGCAUGUUUGUGCUGCUGCCCACUUUUCCUGCCGAGGACUCCACCGGACUGGAAGAGCUUGAAAAGCAGAUGACUUAUGAGAAAAUAACAGAAUGGACCAGUCCUACUAUUAUGUGUGAAGAAAAGGUUGAUGUCUCUUUCCCCCAAUUCACCACGGAAAGCAACUUGGAUCUCAAAUUUAUUCUCCAAAAAAUGGGGAUCAUAGAUGUCUUUGAUGAAGCCAAGUGUGAUCUUAGUGGGAUGUCUUCAAGCUCCAACCUGUAUUUGUCAACAGCUGUCCACAAGACAUUUGUAGAGGUUAAUGAGGAUGGUGCCGAGGCAGCCGCUGCCACGGGAGCUGGAAUUGCUACAAAGUCUGCAAUACCUUUUGUGACAUUUAAUGCCAAUCACCCAUUUUUAUUUUUCAUCAGACACAACAAAACAAACACCAUCCUUUUCUAUGGCAAAGUCUCUUCUCCUUGAGAAUGGAUCUAUUUCCUUUUCCUUUAUGGAGCAGCAAGAAAAAUGUAGCAUAGCCUCCCUUCUGUAACAUAGGUAAUAGGGACCUGUAUUAGAGCUUGUCCAAUCAGUCACUUGUCCAAUCCCACUAGCCCCAACCCCCAGGUAUGAGCCACUGUCACUUCCUGUUCCUCUUCUGGGGGUUUACUCAACACAAUAGUUAGCCAACACUAUUUAUCUCUUUGCUGACAGUUCCCCGGCCAGCCCCCAGGUCUACUUAUCUUCACUGACCCCUGGAUUUCCACAUCAACAAAGUUCAGAAAAAUGUUUAUUUUCUUUCUUAAUUUGUUUUUCUGUGUUACUAAAGAACCAAGCAAAUCAGACUCUGUAGACUACUCAGGAAAAGGGCUGGUUCUAUUAGAGAACAACCCAAGAAAAAUAGAAGCUUGGGAUUACAGUUAAAAGGGAAAUGUUUCCCACAAGUUACACGCCUUUACAAUAGAGAUAACCACCCUGGGGGGGGAGGGGGACAGAUAUAAGGGUAUAUCUGCAGGGAAAAUAUACUGUAUUUCUUUCUUACAUCUUUGUGCUGCAGGGAAAAUCACUCUCUACCAUCUAUCAAUCCACAGGCAGUUAUCAUGUCAGACACUGUGCUAAUUCAUUUAAUAAACAUUUAAAUGCCUACUAUAAAAACUUAAAAAGUGCUCCAGCCUGCACAAACCCUAAAGUGGAAAAACAAACCUAAACACACCUAGGUUUACAUUUACCAAAGGCUGAAAAACAUAUGUAGUUGUGAACCAGUUUAGACUUACUCUCUCCUUUGGGAACUGGAGUGUGUUAAAUAUGCAUCCUCUUCAGAAAGAUGAGGAAAUUUCUCAGGACUUGAGUCAUAUAAAAAUCAUAUUUUGUCCACCAUAAAUGC